AUGACACCUCUCCCCAAAUCCCUCGGUCCAAGAUCCCUCCCUCUCCGACCGCGACCGAUAACCCCCGGAUUACACCCUUUGCGCCGAACACGCUGCCAGCGCUACAAGUCUGAUUCUGCACAGUCGAAGAACACGAAUACAAAUAACAAGGCAGUCAAUGAGGAACUGGGAUCGAAUACUACACAUAAGACUACAACACACUCACACUCCCACACCCAUGCCUCCCCACCGCAGCCAAAUGCAUUCGCCGCAUCUGCAGGCGCAGCAACACCACCCUCCACACACUCCAUAACACGCUCUCGUGGCUUCCGCGAAAUGAUCAAGGCUGGUCCGAUUGGGAAGGUCGGGAGGUGGUAUGCGCGCGUGCAAAAUGAGAGGCCGUACACGACGCAGUUUUGGAGUUCGAUUGUUAUUUACCUGUGUGGUGAUUUGAGUGCGCAGAUGCUUUUCCCGGCUGAAGUAUUACCUGAGAAAGGCGAUGCGCAGGCGCAGCCACAGGCACAAGCUGAGGAUGGAGAUGGGGAUGACGGGCCCAGGACUGUUGGGUAUGACCCAUAUAGAACGAUGCGGCAUUUGGCUGUCGGGGCUGGGUCGAGUAUUCCUUCUUAUAACUGGUUCAUGUUCCUCGGCAACCAUUUCAACUACCCCAGCAAAAUCCUCUCAAUCCUAACAAAAGUCAUCGUGCAACAAAUUUGCUUUACGCCCGUUUUCAACACCUACUUCUUCAGCGUGCACUCGCUCCUCGGCGGCGCGACGAUGGAGGAGACAUACGAGCGGCUGAAGAAGGCCUUGCCGGUUAGUAUUACGAACAGCGUCAAGCUCUGGCCGGCUGUUACGGCGUUUAGCUUUAUGUAUGUGCCGGCGCAAUUCCGGAAUGUGUUUUCGGGUGUUAUUGCCGUUGGGUGGCAGACUUAUUUGAGUUGGUUGAAUCAGAAGGCUGCUAAGGAGGUUUUGCUUGCCGAGAUUGCUGAGGAGGAGAGGGUUAGGGAGGUUACUGGGUUGGGGCGUGGGUUGAUUGCUGGGACUGUGUGA
Messenger RNA from Penicillium canescens, 1032 nucleotides. RefSeq names its product Mpv17/PMP22 family protein. The record is from RefSeq and is a predicted model, not a curated record. Gene Ontology annotation, cellular component: cytoplasm; membrane; mitochondrion. The transcript has 2 exons. NCBI's taxonomy places the organism in Eukaryota, Fungi, Ascomycota, Eurotiomycetes, Eurotiales, Aspergillaceae. The coding region runs from base 1 to 1032 and encodes 343 amino acids.